AUGUUAAUGUCCGAGAGUAUGUCUAGACCGGAAUUUGUGUGGGAAAAAACUUUCACCUACUUAUCAGAUGACAUUCUCUACAAGCAACGUCGUAUUUUAAAACAUCCAGGUUUGGUACUUAACGAAGAUCAAAUUAAGAACCUAACAUUGUUUGAGAUCCAAAAGUUUUUACUUCGAAAUAAUUCCACUCUUAAAAGGUAUUCCAGUAUGCCUUUUCCUAAUAAUGAUUGUAUAUCUUCCGCAAACAAUCUUUUACUUAGUGAAGAGUUGGCUUAUGACACGGAGAUAUUAGCUGAAGAGUUUCGUAAACUUUUCUCUUCAUUAACUCAAGAACAACGGGUUAUAUAUGAAGAAAUCAUCACAGCGGUGGAUAACAACAAAGGAGGGGUUUUUUUUGUUUAUGGUUACGGUGGAACAGGAAAAACAUAUCUUUGGAAGACUUUAUGUGCAUCUAUAAGAUCAGAAGGGAAAAUUGUUUUAAGUGUUGCUUCCAGUGGAAUUGCAUCUCUUUUGCUAUCAGGAGGGAGGACUGCUCACUCUCGGUUCCACAUUCCUAUCAAUUUAGAUGAGGAUUCUUUUUGUUUCAUUAAGCCAGAUAGCGAUCUUGCACGUUUAUUACAAGAAACCUCACUUAUUAUUUGGGACGAAGCACCAAUGGUACAUAAACAUGGAUUUGAAGCUUUGGACAGAUCGUUAAAAGACCUUUUUAGAUCUGUAUCUGGAGCAUCAUCAGAAUUGCCAUUUGGUGGGAAAGUUAUAGUUUUUGGAGGAGACUUCCGACAAAUUCUACCUGUGGUGCCAGGAGGAAGCAGACAACAAAUUGUAAAUGCUUCUUUAAGUUCUUCUUAUAUUUGGAGAACUUGCAAAGUCCUAAAAUUGACCAAAAAUUUGAGGUUGAGUACCUCAAAUGAUCCAUCUGAAAUACAAGAAACUACCAAGUUUGCAAACUGGCUUUUGGAUAUAGGUGAAGGUAAUGUCGGUGGUGUGAAUGACAGCAAUGCAAUUUUACAAAUACCCGAAGAUCUUCUCAUCAAACAUUCGUCUGAUCCCAUUUCAGACUUAAUCGAGUUUGUAUAUCCUUCUCUUCUAUAUAAUUUCAAUGAAGCAAAUUACUUCCAUCAAAGAGCCAUUCUAGCUCCAACAAAUGACGUUGUUCAAGAAAUUAACGAUCGUAUGCUGUCACUUUUUCCGGGAGUUGAGAAGGAAUAUUUAAGCUCCGAUAGUAUAUGUCCAACAGAAAUGCUUAAUGAGAAUUUAGAUGAUGCAUUAGUCUCACCGGAUAUUCUUAAUGGAAUUAAAGCUUCUGGUUUGCCGAAUCAUAGGUUAGUAUUCAAGGUAGGUGUUCCGGUCAUGCUUCUUAGAAAUAUUGACCAAAAAAGUGGUUUGUGUAACGGAACAAGAUUAAAGGUGGUCUCUUUGGGUAAACGUGUUAUACAGGUAGAGAUUAUCUCUGGAAGUCACAUUGGCGAUCGUCAUUAUAUUCCUAGAAUUACGUUGAUACCUACAGACAAAAAACUUCACAUUAAGUUACAAAGAAGACAAUUUCCACUUGCGGUAUCUUUUGCAAUGACCAUAAACAAAAGUCAAGGACAAUCACUCUCUAGAGUUGGUUUGUUUUUGAAAAAUCCAGUUUUCACACAUGGUCAAUUGUAUGUUGCAUUAUCAAGAGUUACCCGCCGAGAUGGCCUUAAAAUUGUUAUUCUAGAUAGUGAUGGAAAUCUUUCUGAUACAACGUCAAAUGUCGUAUACAAAGAAGUUUUUAGAAAUUUGUAA
This is a messenger RNA of Helianthus annuus (common sunflower), 1773 nucleotides long. Its product is annotated as ATP-dependent DNA helicase pif1-like. NCBI's taxonomy places the organism in Eukaryota, Viridiplantae, Streptophyta, Magnoliopsida, Asterales, Asteraceae. Bases 1 to 1773 code for a protein of 590 amino acids. Gene Ontology annotation, molecular function: DNA helicase activity. Gene Ontology annotation, biological process: DNA repair; telomere maintenance. The record is from RefSeq and is a predicted model, not a curated record. The transcript has 2 exons.